AUGGCUUCCAUUAAGAGAAAAAGAAUCGUAUUAACCAUACAGGAAAAAUAUGAUAUUGUAACGAGACUAGAAUCUGGUGAAGCUGUUACAAAACUUGCAAAAGAGUUUCACGUUGGUGUGUCAACCGUGAGCGAAAUGAAAAGAAACUCGGAAAAAAUUAAAAAGUGUUUUGCUGAGUUUGAUAUCACGAAAGGUGCCAAAUUCCGAAAAACAAUGAAAUUAGCCGAUCAUACAGAUUUAGAUGCGACUUUGUACAAAUGGUUUGUGCAGAAAAGAUGUGAAGGAAUACCCCUAUCUGGACCAAUGAUUCAAGAAAAAGCUUUGAUUCUCAACUCGAAGCUUGGUGGUUCUGAUGACUUCAAAGCCAGUAGUGGCUGGUUAGAGAAAUUCAAAAUUCGCCAUGGUAUACGGCAACUCAAUAUCGAGGGGGAAAAAUUGUCUGGAAAUGUCGCAGCAGUUGAUUCAUUUGUUGCAAAGAUUGAAGAUUUGAUAAGAGAUGAGAAUUUAUCCCCAGAUCAAAUUUACAACUGCGAUGAAACCGGACUGUAUUGGAAGGCCCUUCCUGAAGAAACUUUAGCUGCGGUAAAUGAAACUUCUGCUCCCGGAAGGAAACGAAUGAAAGAUAGGGUCACUGUUUUAGCCUGCUCCAACGCAUAG
Uloborus diversus is the source of this 657-nucleotide messenger RNA. Its product is annotated as jerky protein homolog-like. Gene Ontology annotation, molecular function: DNA binding. Gene Ontology annotation, cellular component: nucleus. The coding region runs from base 1 to 657 and encodes 218 amino acids. Lineage: Eukaryota; Metazoa; Arthropoda; Arachnida; Araneae; Uloboridae. The transcript has a single exon. The record is from RefSeq and is a predicted model, not a curated record.